Molecule: messenger RNA, 2575 nt
Organism: Musca domestica (house fly)
Lineage: Eukaryota; Metazoa; Arthropoda; Insecta; Diptera; Muscidae
Product: unc-112-related protein
Exons: 1
Coding region: 252-2378 (708 amino acids)
Biological process (GO): cell-matrix adhesion; integrin-mediated signaling pathway
Cellular component (GO): cell-substrate junction
Molecular function (GO): integrin binding
Source: RefSeq, a predicted model, not a curated record
UGACGUCUGCUUUGUGAACAAAACACACACACACACCUUAGCUCGUCGCGUCAUAUAAGUGAUAUAAUGUAUCGCAGGAAUCACUAAGGCCAAGAAAAUCCACAAAAAAGGGAGAAAAACAAAGAGACCAAGGAAAAAUCUAUUCAUCAUCCGUAGAAAAUCCAUAAUCGAAUAUUCAUGGUGUUCGUUUCACUUGUGCGGUGCAAAAAAAUCAUUUUCUCAAAUUGGGUGUAAACAAAAAAACAACGAAGAUGAUUCAUGUAGGGGAAAAUACAUGGAAUCUUAGGUUUUUCAUAACUGACCUCCAAGUGGAGAAACAUUUAAGGGUCAGGGGCGAUCAGCAUAUCGGUGGCAUAAUGUUGCAAUUAGUUGAUCCUGAGAACCCCAAAGAUUGGUCGGAUCAUGCUCUUUGGUGGCCGGAGAAAAAUAUGUGGCUAACACGCACAAGGUCGACAUUGGAUCAAGUGGGCGUGCAAGCGGAUGCAUUGUUACAUUUUACGCCUAUGCAUAAGAUACUACGUGUUCAACUUCCGGAUUUGCGUUACCUUGAUUGUAGGGUCGAUUUCUCCAUUAAAACCUUUACAGCUGUUGUGAAUCUGUGCAAGGACUUGGAUAUACGACAUCCCGAGGAAUUGUCCUUUUGCAAACCACUGGAACAGGAACAUUUGAAAAAGAAUUAUGGCAAAUAUCCACAGAAGAAGGUGGCCAUACCUGAUCCAAAUGGGCCAUGCUAUUUGCAACCGGCUGCAGAUACGAAUUCCUUUAUUCCCAUCAAUUCGGCCUACAAAGGAGGCAGUAGUGGUAGUUUGGAUCGAACACAGAAUGGUAACUUGUUGUGUGCUCCGGUAUCGCCAUAUAAUACAACACCAAGGAAAGGCGGCACAGCUCCGGGAACACCGGUAAUGUCCUCGCCCACGGGAACAUGGAAAAAUGCAAGCAGUAAUUAUGAUUCAUCAUCGAGUCUGGGAGAUUAUCAAGAGAACUUGGCAGCCUCUCCCCGUUGUCCUAGUCCCGAUGUAAGAUCUCGUCUAGUCCGACCGAAAACAUUGGUUGAAAAGGCUCGAAUGAAUGUGGGUUGGUUGGAUUCUUCGCUAUCCAUUAUGGAACAGGGCAUACGGGAGUAUGACACCUUGUGUCUACGUUUCAAGUAUUACACAUUCUUCGAUUUGAAUCCAAAAUAUGAUUUGGUACGCAUCAAUCAGCUGUACGAACAAGCCAAAUGGUCCAUACUGAAUGAGGAGUUGGACUGUUCCGAAGAGCAAAGUUUAAUGUUUGCUGCUUUACAAUUCCAAAUAAAUCAAUUGAAUGAAUUCCAGUCGUAUCAAGAUUCGGGAUUAGACUCUACAUUUGCCGAGAAUGGAACAGACGAUGACAUCGAUUCGGCCUUAAACGAAUUGCAAAUAACACUCGAGGGUCCAAAUUCUAGCCAUGAUUGCAAUAUUACCCAGAUACCAGAACUUUCCGACUAUUUGAGAUUUCUGAAACCUCGAAAAUUUACCAUGAAGGGCUACAAGAGGUAUUUCUUUGCCUAUCGUGACUUGCAUUUGCAUUUGUACAAAACUGCCGAGGACUCUCGCCGCGGAGCACCGGUUAUAACAAUUAAUUUAAGGGGUUGUGAAGUUACUCCCGAUGUCAAUUUAUCGCAACAAAAGUUUGCCAUACGCCUCGAGGUGCCGCCCGAGGGUGGAAAUGGACCAAACACAGAAGUGUGGAUUAGAUGUGAGACGGAGGACCAAUAUGCCAAAUGGAUGGCGGCAUGUCGUCUGGCGGCCAAGGGCCGCUCGCUGGCCGACAGUACGUAUGAUGCUGAGGUCAGCAACAUAAGAACAUUGUUGAAUUUGCAAAAACCAAACCAGAAGGCAGCCGUUAAUGUUGAUCCCCGGUCAAUUGAUUCACAGGACUAUCUGUCGCCCAAAAUGUUGAGAAAACUGUCGGGAAAAGCUGCCAUCAAAAUCUUAGAAGCCCAUGCCAAUGUUACAAAGCUAACGCUUAUCGAGGCCAAAAUGAAAUACAUACAGGCAUGGCAAUCUCUGCCCAACUUUGGCGUAUCUUUGUUCGUGAUUAAAUUCGAUGGCCACAAGAAGGAGGAGCUGUUGGGUGUUGCUCACAAUCGUAUUAUGCGCAUGGACCUUAACACGGGCGAUCAUAUCAAAACCUGGCGCUACAAUACAAUGAAAGCCUGGAAUGUCAAUUGGGGCAUCAAGUGUAUGAUGAUUCAAUUCCAUGACGAAAAUGUGGUCUUCUCUUGUCUCUCGGCCGAUUGCAAAGUGGUGCAUGAAUUUAUCGGUGGAUAUAUCUUUAUGACGAUGCGUUCGAAGGAGAACAACCAGACGCUAAACGAGGAGAUGUUCCACAAGCUAACCGGUGGUUGGAUUUAGGGUGGCCGUAUUGUGUGUAGAGUGGCGAGCGUACAUUUUGUAACUUUUAGCACAAAAUUAAAGUAACGCACAUUUAAUCUCUUUCAAACAAAGUAAAAAAACAAAAGAAAAAAAGGAAACUAGUACUAAAAGUUAAUUUUCAUAUUUCCAGUUAACGAAAAACAAAACAUAUUCUUCAAGAACAAACGAAAUAACAA